This is a messenger RNA of Oldenlandia corymbosa var. corymbosa, 1984 nucleotides long. NCBI's taxonomy places the organism in Eukaryota, Viridiplantae, Streptophyta, Magnoliopsida, Gentianales, Rubiaceae. The record is from the annotation of a GenBank genome assembly.
GCACCUGGCUGGGAACUGGGAAGUGUCCGUUGACUCUAAUUUUACCAAAACGGAUGAACUGAAGGAAUAUAGAAUCUCCAGCACACAAUUACAAUUACCAUUGUAGUAGAACUAACUAGCUAGUUAUAGUACUUUUCUGAUAGGUUCCGAUUCCUAACUAAUUUUGGUUCUCCUUUUCCUGAAUUGAUUUGGUUGGUAAUGCUUGAGAAGUAUUCAGUUCAAUGUACCUGGACAAAAUCCAGUGAAAUGUUUAGAUUUAGGCCGUCAUUCAGACCCCUUCCUUGUCUAUUAAACUCCCUCCCCCGGAAAAACCCCUCCUUUGGCUUUGGCAUUCCUACCAAACCCAUCGUUCCACCACCACCACAACUUAUGGCGUCGUCCGUCUCCACUGUUUCCACCCAAAACGACGUGGUUGUUCCGCCCAAGGAUGACACCCCUCAGCCCCCUUUGCAGGUUGCAAAGCGACUAGAGAAAUUCAAAACUACCAUUUUCACGCAAAUGAGUAUGCUGGCAAUUAAGCAUGGAGCUAUCAAUCUUGGGCAAGGCUUCCCCAAUUUUGAUGGACCUGAAUUUGUCAAGGAAGCAGCUAUUCAAGCCAUUAAAGAUGGAAAAAAUCAAUAUGCACGAGGAUACGGUGUGCCAGACCUCAAUUCUGCUAUUGCUGCUAGGUUCGAGAAAGACACUGGAAUUAGGGUAAAUGCUGAGAAAGAAGUAACUGUGACCUCAGGAUGCACUGAAGCUAUUGCUGCAACCAUUUUGGGCUUGAUAAAUCCGGGUGAUGAAGUAAUUCUUUUUGCUCCUUUUUAUGACUCCUAUGAAGCUACACUGUCGAUGGCUGGUGCUAAAAUAAAGAGUGUGACACUAAGGCCUCCAGAUUUUUCAGUUCCUCUUGAUGAGCUCAAAUCACUGGUAUCCAAAAAUACCCGAGCCAUCCUUAUGAAUACUCCGCAUAACCCCACGGGGAAGAUGUUCACUCGGGAAGAACUCAAUGCGAUAGCUUCAUUGUGCAUUGAAAAUGAUGUUUUGGUUUUCAGUGAUGAAGUUUAUGACAAACUGGCUUUUGAAAUGGAUCACAUCUCUAUAGCUUCUCUUCCGGGGAUGUUUGAGAGGACUGUCACAAUGAAUUCACUAGGGAAGACGUUUUCACUGACAGGUUGGAAAAUUGGUUGGGCAAUAGCACCCCCUCACUUGACUUGGGGCGUGAGGCAAGCUCACUCAUAUCUAACCUUUGCAACAUCAACCCCUAUGCAAUAUGCAGCAUCUACGGCCCUUAGUUGCCCAGAUUCAUACUAUGAGGAGCUGAAGCGUGACUACAUGGCAAAGAAAGCAAUCCUUGUGGAUGGAUUGAAGGCUGCAGGUUUCAUUGUGUACCCGUCCAGUGGAACUUAUUUUGUCAUGGUGGAUCACACCCCGUUUGGGCUGGAGAAUGAUGUUGCCUUUUGUGAGUAUCUAAUCAAGGAAGUUGGAGUCGUGGCCAUUCCAACAAGUGUAUUUUAUCUGAAUCCUGAAGAGGGAAAGAAUCUUGUAAGGUUUACUUUCUGCAAAGAUGAAGAAACUCUCAGGAGUGCUGUUGAGAGGAUGAGAGAAAAGCUCACUAAGAAGUUAUGAGCAUACUGGCAAUUUUUUUAAUGCUUGUAUUUGAUGGUAUAUCAUUAUUGCUAAUGCAGUUAAUUUUAUGCUGCUUUGAAUAAUCAGUAGCGAUUUGUACUCAUUGACGAGGAAUCAAUCUAGUCUCUAAACUUGAGCAUUUGGAAUCAAGAGAUGCAGUUAGUUAAUUUGGUACUUCAUGAAUUCAGUAGGGAAAUUUCUGCCUUUCAUGGAGGCUGAAAAAUAGAGUAGCUUCCAUCCCAUUGUGAAUGACUUGCUUAAAAUGUUUGGAAUAGGAGGGCAGAAAUUUCCUAAUUAUAUCUAUAACCGGGUUCGAUUCCCACCAGGGGUUGUAAGGGAGAGUUUUAUCCAAAAUUUUAAGCAAUAGAUAUAAUUA